This is a messenger RNA of Micropterus salmoides (largemouth bass), 4301 nucleotides long. It is a transcript of the gene gucy2d, whose product is annotated as guanylate cyclase 2D, retinal. The record is from RefSeq and is a predicted model, not a curated record. Gene Ontology annotation, biological process: cGMP biosynthetic process; protein phosphorylation; intracellular signal transduction. The coding region runs from base 151 to 3615 and encodes 1154 amino acids. Gene Ontology annotation, molecular function: guanylate cyclase activity; ATP binding; protein kinase activity. The transcript has 18 exons. Lineage: Eukaryota; Metazoa; Chordata; Actinopteri; Centrarchiformes; Centrarchidae.
CGGGGUUGUCUCGUCACCUGUCCAGAUUUGGACUAAAGGGCCUGCUGAGUGUCAAGGGAGACAACACAAAGACAGAAUCACUGUCACAAAUCACCAUAAUCUCUCCACUCCUCUUCUGUGUCUAAAGCAUCAGAAUAGUGGUGUGAGGAAAUGGCAAGUCACAGGGACCCUCGCUUUCUGCACAACCUGUCCUACCACCCACGAUGGCAGCAUGACUUAGGAAAAGUGAAGAGAAAAAGACAUAUGCAGACAGUGGUUACAAACAGUUGCAGUGGAUAUAGUCUGGAUAAAUCAUUAGCAGCUUCAUCAUCGUCAUCAGGGCCAUUGUCAUCAAAACCACAGUUACUAUCGUCCCCUGUGCAACGCUACAGGAGCUGUUGGGGAAACUGGUUUCUUCUGCCCUUACUCAUAGUCUCAUUACUACCCUGUCAAGCUUGGGGGACCACCUUCAAGGUGGCCCUGGUUGGACCCUGGACAUGUGACAUGUUAUACUCUAAAGCCCUCCCUGACUUGGCAGCCCGCCUUGCCACCACUCGCAUAAACAAGGACCCUUCCCUCAACAAAGGCUACUGGUAUGACUACACACUGAUUAAUGAGGACUGCAAGUCCUCCCGUGCCCUUGCUCGCUUUGCGGAGCUGAAAGGUUAUGGUGCUGCUUUCCUGGGCCCCGCCAAUCCAGGCUACUGCUCCUCAGCUGCUUUGUACGCAAAAGAGUGGGAUAUUGGGAUUCUUUCCUGGGGUUGCCUCAAACCACACAUGAAAAGAGGAGAAAUGUACCCCACCUUCCUGCAGCCGCUGCCACUGUCCUCCAAUGUACUCUUCGCUGUGUUGCGGUACUUUCAUUGGGCCCAUGUGGCCAUAAUUUCGGAGGAGACAGACAUCUGGGAAUCCACAGGACAGGAGCUGGCCUCAUCACUGAGGGCCCUUGGCCUGCCUGUCAACCCUGUGGUCACUAUGGGGGACGACAAGGAUGGGCCUCGGAGGGCCCUAACAAAAGUACGGGAAGCAGACCGGGUCAGAGUGGUCAUUAUGUGCAUGCCUUCUGUCCUGAUUGGUGGCCAAUCCCAGUACCAACUUCUGACAACAGCCUUGGCCAUGCGUAUGAUCGACCGUGGCUAUGUGUUCAUCCCCUACGACACCCUGCUCUAUGCGUUACCCUAUGAGGAUGCACAUUACUAUUCGCUAGGCAAUGACACCAAGCUGCGGAAAGCCUAUGACGGGGUCCUCACCAUCACAAUGGACUCCGGAGAACGCAAUUUCUAUGAGGCCUUCAAAGAUGCUCAGGACAGCUAUGAAAUUCGCAGCAGCACCCCACCAGAGCAGGUUUCUCCAUUUUUUGGCACCAUCUACAACAUGAUGUACUACAUAGCUAUGGCUGCUGAGCAGGCCCGUGUCAAUGAAGGCCGUUGGGUAACUGGUCAGAUCCUAGGUAACAGCAAGGGUGGCUUUGAAUUUAAAGGCUUUAAUCAGCUCUUGAGGGCCGGCAGGAAUGGCGAAGGUAUGCAGGCUCGCUAUGUAGUGCUGGACUACAGUGGCAUGGGCACCACUCUCUACUCCACUCAUAUUCUGGCGGCUGCUCAUACAGAUGGCAAGACCGGGGGCUUGAAAUACCUCAGUCGUUCGAUCCAUUUUGCAGGCAGCACGCCCUACACAGACUCAAGCUGCUGGUUUAGCCCAUACUUUGCCUGUAGUGGAGGCAUAGAUUCAGUCUCUCUCUUCAUUCUGUUCUUUGUGUUCAUUUUAUUGGCUGGACUUGGAGUUAACUUUCUUAUGGGUGUCAAAAAAGGCAGGGUUGGGCUCAGCUUUGGAAGUGGUAACGGUGGAUCAAAGAAGAUAGUUCUGACCCUGGAUGACCUGGUCUUCAUCAACACUCAAGUCAGCAAACGGAAGAUCAAUGACGAAAGUAUCUUGAGAAGCCAGCUGGAUGUGAAGACCCCUCAACACUCGGUGUCUGGUCGCAGCUACUUGGCCUCCUCUCCAGAAAGAUCCAACGUUGCCGUGUUUGAGGGUGACUGGGUUUGGUUGAAGAAAUGUCCCGCUGGAGCAGUGUCGGGUGUCAACAGCGACACUGAGUUUGUCUUUGUCAAGCUCAGAGACAUGAGGCAUGAGAACCUCAAUCUGUUCCUCGGACUGUUCUUCGACUCUGGGAUCUUUGGUGUUGUGACUGAGCACUGCACCAGGGGCAGCUUGGAGGAUCUGCUCGGCAACGAGGAAGUGCGUCUCGACUGGAUGUUCAAGUCUUCCCUGUUAAUAGAUCUGAUUCGAGGAAUGAAGUACCUGCACAAUCGUGACGUCGUCCACGGGCGGCUCAAGUCCCGUAACUGUGUGGUGGACGGACGCUUUGUAUUGAAGGUGACGGAUUAUGGGUUCAACGAAAUUUUGAUUUCCCAGAGCAUUGAGAGUGACGAUGGAAAGCCAGAGAAUCUGCUUUGGACGUCUCCUGAGCUGCUGCGAAGUUCCAGUCUGAGGAGGAAGGGCACUUUGGCCGGAGAUGUCUACAGCUUCGCCAUCGUUGCGCAGGAGGUCAUCUGUCGCUGUACACCUUUCUGCAUGCUGGACAUGCCUGCCAAAGAGAUCAUCAGCAAGGUCAAAGAGCCUCCUCCGCUGUGUCGGCCUGUUGUGUCCGUUGACGAGGCCCCACUGGACGUGAUACAGAUUGUAAAACAGGCCUGGAGUGAGGAUCCUGAUAAGAGGCCGACAUUUGAGGAGAUCUUCAAACAGUUCAAGAGCAUCACCAAGGGAAAGAAGACCAACAUCAUCGACUCUAUGCUGCGCAUGUUGGAACAGUACUCCUCCAACUUGGAGGAUCUGAUUAGAGAGAGGACAGAGGAGCUGGAGGUGGAGAGACAGAAGACUGACCAACUUGUGGCUCAGAUGUUGCCCAAGUCUGUGGCCCAGGCGUUGAAGACAGGGAAGCCCGUUAAACCCGAGCACUUCAGCGAGGUCACGCUGUACUUCAGUGACAUCGUGGGCUUCACCACCAUCUCUGCCCUCAGCGAGCCCAUCGAGGUGGUCGACUUACUCAAUGACCUCUACACACUCUUUGAUGCUAUCAUUGGACUGCAUGAUGUCUACAAGGUGGAAACUAUCGGAGAUGCCUACAUGGUAGCCUCAGGAGUCCCCAAUAGGAACGGCAACCGCCAUGCAGCUGAGAUGGCCAACAUGUCUCUUGACAUCCUCCACUGCAUUGGGACCUUCAAGAUGAGGCACAUGCCUGAGCUAAAAGUCAGGAUCCGCAUUGGCCUGCACUCUGGCCCAGUGGUAGCAGGAGUAGUGGGUCUCACGAUGCCUCGAUACUGUCUGUUUGGAGACACUGUGAACACAGCAUCUCGAAUGGAGUCCACAGGGUUGCCUUACAGAAUCCAUGUCAACCAAAGCACAGUUGAUAUCCUGAACAGCUUGAAGCUGGGAUACAAAAUUGAUGUCAGAGGCUUGACAGAGUUAAAGGGAAAAGGGAUUGAGAACACAUUUUGGUUGGUAGGGCGGGAGGAUUUCACCAAGCCUCUGCCUAUUCCUCCAGACACUCAAGGGGGAAGCAAUCAUGGUAUCAGUUUAGAAGAGAUACCUGUUGACAGAAGACAAAAGUUCUUGGAUCGACAGAAGAAGAUGGGCUAGUGUUUUUUUUUUAACAAAUGUCCCAGAAUGAAAACUGAUAUUUUUCAUUGAAAGAAUACACAGAUGUAUUAAUGAAAGGUUGAACAUGCCAUAAUACCCUAUAAUUUGUGCUACGCUCAAAGUUAAAUGCAGCACCAGUGACACUGGAAAUCAUUUCUAUGCUAAAAUAAUCUUUCAUUCUCUUCAUUCACAGUUUUAGCACAUCUGUGCCACAAAGAAAAAAACAACUCCAAGAUGCAAAAAAUUAGCCAAAAACAUUACAUUACAUUACAGCGUGAUAUGCAUAUCAAGGUUGACUUACAGGUCUAAAAUAUGUUGAUUUAGAGGACAGCAAUUGCCUAACAAGAAGGGACUGUGAUGGGUGUAUCUACAAAAAUCGCAGUAUCAUUUGUAAUACCGGUGUACUUCAUGUACUGUAUGUAUUUGUACUGAUCUUUGUGCUUUGGAGAGAUUUUAUAAUGAACACCCCAAGGGUGGAAGCUUUUACUGCUCGACCAUUCAUCUCUGGUAUAAUAGUCUAUGCUGCACUCACUUUAGAAGCAUUAGCCUUUUACAACAACACAGAAUUAAUACAUUAAAACAUUUUCACAGUAACUUAAGCUGGAAAGCACUGGGCAGGUCAGUCAGGGUUGAGAGCUCAGGUCUGGAAUAUCUCUGAUUUUGCUUUUGUGGCAGCAUUGCUGGGA